Messenger RNA from Gossypium raimondii (Peruvian cotton), 2241 nucleotides. RefSeq names its product LEAF RUST 10 DISEASE-RESISTANCE LOCUS RECEPTOR-LIKE PROTEIN KINASE-like 2.1. Gene Ontology annotation, biological process: protein phosphorylation. The record is from RefSeq and is a predicted model, not a curated record. The transcript is spliced from 3 exons. The coding region runs from base 129 to 2081 and encodes 650 amino acids. Gene Ontology annotation, molecular function: ATP binding; polysaccharide binding; protein kinase activity. Lineage: Eukaryota; Viridiplantae; Streptophyta; Magnoliopsida; Malvales; Malvaceae.
CCUUUUAACUUUCAAGUGACUAGAAUCAUUAAUAACUUCUUUAACCAUAAAGGUUCUCUUGAUGACAUUCAUAAUAUUCUAAUUUCUUCCAUUUCCUAGUUGAUGUAACCUUUACUUUUUUGGUUAGGAUGAAAAUUUUUGCCAAAUUCUCUCUCAAGCUAGUGUUUUUACCAAACAACAUGGCUUCCUUUAAUAUCUCUGCGACCUCAUCAUCCCUGGUUUUUUUCAUCAUCAUCAUCCUUUUAUUAGCUCAAGUUCCAACCUUAUCAAGUUCAAGCAAUGACAACUAUAUGGUCUGCAGCAAACAAUUCCAUUGUGGGAACCUCAAAAAUGUUAGCUACCCUUUUUGGGGAGGUGACAGGCCUGAGAAUUGUGGGCAACCAGGGUUAAAGUUAACUUGCCUGGAAGAUGAAGAAACCCAGAUCACAAUCAUGUCAGUAAGUUACAAAGUCAUCGAAAUCAACAUGGAUAUACAAGCUUUCACUGUAGCCAGAACUGAUUAUCUUCAAAACCUUUGUCCCCAAACCCUGCUCAAUACCACCUUGAACUUCAACCUUUUGAGUUAUGCUUGGAACCUUGAGAACAUAACAUUGUAUUACCAUUGCCCUUUGAUUUCCAACAUAUCUUCAGGGUUUCCAAGUCUGUUUAACUGCAGCACCGGCAAUGGAACAGAUAUGGUGAACUACUAUGUUAUAGCAUCUGUUCUGGGCAACCUUUCAACUGAAGUGAAAGAUGGGUUGAGAUCUUGUGAUAGCCAUGUGAUUGUUCCAGCUUUUUAUACUGCAGUUGAGACAAUCAAGAGCAACCCAACUCCAGACACUUUGGUUUUGCCACUUGGUAAUGGAUUUGGAUUGAAAUGGGAUGCAAAUAUAGCUUCCAAAUGUGAAGACUGCAAUGGUUCUGGUGGUAGGUGUGGAUAUAAUAAGAGUUCGAAUCAAUUCACUUGUUAUUGCCCAAAUCAUACUGAUGCAUCAACUUGUCUUUUAUCAGGGUCAUCUGAAGGUGCCGGUUUGAAGAUUAAACUAAUCAUAGGGUUUGCAGUGGUUGGGGUUACUGUUAUGGUAAUUUGCCUUGUGGCGUUUGCCUUGAAGCUUAAGAAAGGAUCGUUGUCAAGUGGGAAGCUGAUGAAUUUACAGCCGAAUAUAAGUAAGAACACUAAAAGGGUAGAAGCAUUCAUCAUGAGAUACGGGUCAGAGCUUGCUCCAAAGCGAUAUUCUGAUUCAGACAUCAAGAAAAUCACCAAGUCGUUCAAAGACAAGCUCGGCGAAGGAGGAUUCGGCACUGUCUACAAAGGCAAGUUGCCUGACGGUCGUCUUGGAUUUUGUUAUGAGAGUUCGAUGAGAGCUUUGUUCUAUGAAUUCAUGCCGAAUGGAUCAUUGGAUAAGUUUAUUUACCAGCACGGAUCGCCGGAUAAAAUUUGUAUGCUAAACCGGAAAACAUUGUUUGAAAUUGCUGUUGGCAUUGCUAGAGGACUAGAAAAUCUACAUCGAGGAUGUAACACCAGGAUUUUGCAUUUGGACAUAAAACCACAUAACAUCCUGUUAGACGAAAACUUCGUUCCCAAGAUUUCAGAUUUCGGUCUUGCUAAGUUAUGCGAGCGGAAGGAAAACAUUCUUUCAUCGAUAACUGCUCGAGGAACAAUAGGAUACAUUGCUCCAGAACUAUUUUGUCGAAACUUUGGAGGCAUUUCUUACAAAUCCGAUGUUUAUAGUUACGGGAUGAUGGUCCUUGAAAUGGUUGGAGCAAAGGAAAGCGUUCAUGCCGGAGGGUCUCUAACAAGUGAAAUGAACUUUCACUCAUGGAUUUACAAACAUCUCCCACAAGAUGCAUUCAAUCUUGAAGGAAUCACAGCAGAAGAUGAAGAAAUAACUAAGAAGAUGGUUAUAGUAAGCUUAUGGUGCAUUCAAACUAAUCCAUCAGACCGACCGUCGAUGACGAAAGUGCUAGAGAUGCUACAAGGAAAUCUUCAAUCAUUAGCAAUUCCACCAAGACCUUUUCUGUUUUCUCCUCAACAAUCGCCCCCAAACACCUCGUCUACAAUAUCAUUAUUUGCAUCAUCCAUUACCAUGAACACCGAAUAACUAGACCACGGUAAAUUUUUUUCCUUUUUAUUAUUAAAAAAUUAACUUCUUUUACCUUAUAGAAAAUUUUUAAUGCAUGUAUAUUUCAUUAGAGUUGUUUGGAUCAGAUCAGAUACCGAUCAAACUAUUAUACAAGUAAAAUAAUGAACAUUUGUUCAAA